AUGGAUGGCAAGGAGGUCAGAGAGAUCGAGGAGUUCCACAGGCAGUACCAUCCUCGACUCGCCUGGUCUCCCGACAGCACUCGCUUCGCUGCAGUGUGGAACUGGGAGAAUUGCAAAGAUGGCGGCUUUCAGGUCUUCAGUGCUGCCAGCAAGUCAAUCCUCCCGCCGCGGACGCUUGAGCUUGUGCCCCGGCGCCGGCUUGUUGACUUGGCUUGGUCGUCGCGGAACACCUUGAUCGUGGUAGGCCGUGAGGAGAAGGAAUCUUCUUCGAGGGCCAUCCUGGGGCUGGUGCUGCGCCAGGCGGACGUGGGGCCCUUUGGCGACCAGCUGGGGCUUCCGUGGCGCGCAAACGCUUCAACAACGGAGGACGGCGCGUGCUUUGGCCAACAGCAGGAUAGCUGCCAGGCCCAGGCCACCCACACGGACGUGGGAAUCCGGGUGGAUGCCCGCAACAUCUGGUGGGACUUGCUGCCCUGCGCGGCGGAGCGGAAUAUGCAUGGGAAACGUUGGCUGGAUCUCCGGAACCUUUCGGUGCAUUGGCAUCAGGAGGUGCAGCUGAGGGCCGGGGAGGUGUGUGCAAAGCUGGCGGGGUUCAGGCACCUCCAGGAUCUGCGCCUGGAUUCGCUGCAGUCCCUGCAAGGCACCUGGGCCUGCGACCGGCCUUUGCCCUUCCUACGGCGCAUGGCGCUGCUGGACGCGCAGCAGAUCAGAAUGCUGGACCUCCACCAGUGGCUGGCUUUGCCGGAGUUGAGGGAGCUGGACCUCAGCGGCAGCCAGGUGGCUUUGUUUGGCAGCCCCUUCCGGCCCAGCCGCCUGAGCUUUGUGGCCUUCCGCAGGACCAAUCUCACGGAAAUCCUGCUUCCCGAGGAUGUGAAAACUUCCUGGUGGGCCCUGAAUCUGUCCUUGGACCUGCGGGAGAAUCCGUUUCUGGACCUGCCCUACCCAGUUGCCGCUGAGCCAGAGUGCUGGCAGAUCCUGAAGGAUGCCCAGUGGCGGGUGUGCUUCACCGUCUCGGGCCCGCUUGCAGAGCCUUUGGUGUUGCAGGCCAUGGUUGGCGAGGAUGGCACGCUGGGUGCUCGGGUGCUAGUCGAGAGGCAGCGGCUGUGUGCCCCCGGCAGCGUGUGGCGGAAGGGGAAACGUGGCGGUAGCUGCAGUUUGUGCCCGGACAACACGUUCACCAAUACUGAUUCUCUGAGCCAUCACCAGGAGUGCAGCGCCUGCCCGAGCUCACAGCAGACGCUGGGCCCGGGCAGCACCAGCUGCGUGUGCGAGGCCGGGUACGUGGACAAUGCCUCCAUCUGCUUGCUGUGCUCCGAGCUGGAGGGUGGCGGCGCCUUCGACUGCUCGCAGCCCAAUGUGAGCUUGGCGGCGGUGCCGGUGCAGGAGGGUUUUUGGCGGAGCAGCGCCUCCCUUCACCCCCUGCGCUGCGCGCACCAUGGGGAGGGCCACGCCUGUCGGGGCGGCGCUCCAGGCCAGAUCUGCUUGCCUGGGCACGAGGGCCCUAAGUGUCGGCAGUGCGCGCCCCAGCACUUCCUGCGGAACGGCCUGUGCCGGGCCUGCACCACGGAAGAGCUGAAGCGUGCGCUGACUCCGAAGAUCGCCGUCGGUGUGGUGCUGUCGCUGGCGCUGCCGGGCCUGGCCGCUGGGGCCGUGUGGCGCUUCUGGCCGCGCAAACGUGUUCGCCAAGACUUGCUGCGGCCCCCCGCGGCCUGGGACGCGCUGCGGCCGUGCCUGGUGCGGGAGGUGCUGGCAGCUGUGCAGGUGGUGCAGCUCUUCGGCGUGCUGAGCCAGAUUUUGCCCCAGAAGCAGCAGCGCUCGGAGUCCAAGGUGUUGAGCUUCCUGCAGCUGAACCUGAACCCAGAUAUCAUCACCGACUCCCUGCACCCCGCCUGCUUCCUGGGCUUCACGCGCUCGCGGAUGGCGCACCUGCUGUGCCGGCCGCUGCUGCCGGUCUACGCGCUGGCCGUGCUGUACGUGGGAAUCCGCGUCUCCCAGGCGGACGAAGAGAAGAGGUCGAAGCUCUGGGUGAUGGCGCAAGUGCAGGUCAUCAACCUCCUGCUGGUCAGCACUGUGAGCGCAAUCUUGGCCGUGGGUGAGUGCGACCCGGACCUGGAGCCGCCCAUCAUGGUCACGGUGCCCGAAGUGGACUGCACCACCCGCAGCUACUUUGGAGCAGUCGCCUUUGCCUUGACCUUGAGCUGCGUCUACCUGGGCUACGUGGGCUUCAUGGCCCUCGCGGGUUUGCGGCGUUUCGAGCUCCUCGCAAGGCCGCUCUGGCACCCCGCGCGGCUGUGCUACGCGGUGGCCCAACAGCCCCCGAGGCUGACCAUCUCCUUCGGCGAGGCCAAGCUGCCUGCGACGUUGAAGGCGGCGCUGCUGGAUGCAGCGCAGGUCCAGUGCCGCCGGGUCUUGGACGAGGCGAAGGCCGCCUCUGGGAAGGCCGCGGCGUCCCUCGCCGCGGCCUCGGAGUCCGACGUGGCGGUGCUGGCGCCAGAGGACUUCGCGGAGCGGCGGGUGCUGGGCAUCAGCGAGGAGGUGGCAGCGGAGGGGCAGGAGGCCAUGGAAGACUUUCUUGAGGAGCGGUGCUGGCGGAGGAGCGGGAACUACGAGGAGUUCCAAAGCCUGGCCGUUCACCACCUCUUUCAGCACUACGAGCGCCAAAACCGUGAAGGCAUGCUGCGGGGCAUGGAAGUCUUCACGAAGUUCAAUCCGAGCAGCUUCCAUUUCCUGCUUUUGCUCAAGGCGGGGGUGGUGCUGGUGGCCUACGUGCCGCAGCUCUCCGAUCACAAGUCUCAAGGAGCAGUGGGCAGCUUCGUCUGCGGCAUUCUGUGCAUUGCGCUGUUGGGGCGGCCCUUCGCGCGGCGCAGCGAGGGGGUCACGCUGCUCUUCGGCUUGGCAGCGCUGGGCUUGGCCUUUCUGCUGCUGAUGGUCUCCGAGAGCCAUCUCAAUCUGCGCGGGGAGGAGCAGCUGAGUCGGGGCCUGCAGCUGGCGCGGCUGCUGCUGCUGGUGCCGCUGCUGCGGCUGCUGCGGCCCUUCGGCUGCCUGGUGAGUCAGCAGCUGCUGAGGUCCAACGUUGACGUGAACCAGGAGCUGGCGCUGCUGCAGGUGUCCUGGCAGCACGUGCCGCGGGAGUCGCGGCAGGUGCUGCGUGUCAGGGAGCCGGCGGAGCUGGGCAAGGUGGCGCUGCCGUGCGGGUCCGUGGUGCUUCCGCUUUGCGCGCUCGAGGACAGCGUGAGAGUGGAGUAUCAGAGUCCCGAGGGGCCCAUCGUCGGCUGGCUGCCGGUGACCCUCUUGGCGCCCCAGCCGGUGGAGCUGAACGACCUGGAGGAGCACAUCCUCUGCUCAGAUCGUACCGGCACAGAUGGACUGAAGGUCUCCAUCCACUUCGGUCGCGCCGUGGACCUCAGCUGCCUGGAGCUCUGCGCGAAAGGCGGAAACGACGCAGCGGAGGUCACCUGGUCUUUGACGUCGCAGGCGGGGGAGAAGAGCGGCUCGGAGACCAGAACCACCACCCUAAAGGGCCGGGAGUUCCUGCAGUACCACCUGCACUGCGGCGUCACCCGCUGCGAGGUGCUGGUCCGAGGCGCCGACCGCGGAUUGCAGCUGCGGCUGCUGGGCGCAGUCUCGAGUUAUGCCUGA
Effrenium voratum is the source of this 3639-nucleotide messenger RNA. Lineage: Eukaryota; Dinophyceae; Suessiales; Symbiodiniaceae. The record is from the annotation of a GenBank genome assembly.